AACUCAUACCGCAUUUUAUUUAUCAUCCCAUCAAUUUCUGCUCUCUGAACCAGAAAAUAAAAAAACAGAAAGCAUAAUGGCAGGAAAGAAUGAAUCAGUAAUGUUAUUAGCAACAAUGGUGAUUAUGGCUGCAAGUAUUGGUAUUAGUUCAGCAGCAACAUACACUGUUGGUGGUAACACUGGAUGGAAAAUUCCUCCACAACCUAAUUUUUACUCUAAUUGGGCUUCUCAACAAACCUUUCAAGUUGGUGAUGUUCUUGUAUUUAAUUUCCCGGCUGGAGCACAUACAGUAGCCGAAGUAUCCAAAGCAAACUUUGAUUCAUGUGGCACCGCCAACACCAUUGGCGCACCCAAAACAACCUCCCCCGCCAGCGUCAACCUCACUAAGGCUGGUACCCAAUACUUCAUCUGCACCGUCAAUGGACAUUGCGGUGCCAACCAGAAGCUCGCCAUCACAGUCACUGGUCCAUCAUCUGCACCCACCGCUUCACCCACCCCACCUGGUGGUGCAUCAACACCCUCCGCCUCCAGCCCAACCAUCCCAGCUGGUGGCUCCGCACCAACCGGAAACCCAGUCGCUGAAGUUCCAUCAAGUACUACAGCCCCACCACCUGAUGGCAAUUUUGGUGCCUCCACCAGUGUUGGAUUGUUGAGCUUGGUCUCAGUUGCUGUUGCAGCUUUGAUGGCUUCUAAAUCAUUUUGAUAGCAUUCAUGUUGGCUUUCGAUGUAUUCGUGAGGUUUAUAUAUGAGUAUUGCCUAUAUAUAUAUAUAUUUUUUGUAGCUGUUGUAUAAAUUAUAAUAAGGCUGAUUUUAAAUCCAGCUUUUCUGUAUUUGUAUUCGGUCUACAUAAAUACUUUAUCCGUUCCCAAUUACUUCAUACAUUUUGGUUAUGAACAGACUAUUUAUUCAAGUUUAUUUUACAUUUUAAUGUUAACAUAUUAAGUAAAAAU
Molecule: messenger RNA, 950 nt
Organism: Amaranthus tricolor (Joseph's coat)
Lineage: Eukaryota; Viridiplantae; Streptophyta; Magnoliopsida; Caryophyllales; Amaranthaceae
Product: umecyanin-like
Exons: 2
Coding region: 77-703 (208 amino acids)
Cellular component (GO): plasma membrane
Molecular function (GO): electron transfer activity
Source: RefSeq, a predicted model, not a curated record